Molecule: messenger RNA, 1554 nt
Organism: Sclerotinia borealis F-4128
Lineage: Eukaryota; Fungi; Ascomycota; Leotiomycetes; Helotiales; Sclerotiniaceae
Source: the annotation of a GenBank genome assembly
AUGGGUAGACGACCUGGUAGAACUGCUGCAAAAAAUGCCGCCGCUGCAUUGAAAAAUACUCCACAAGCCUACGAUGACCCUGAAGAUGAUCCCACAAUCGAUGCACCUCCAUCCGAUGCCGGCACAAUUCCCGAAAAUGACGAAGACGAUAUUGGUGAAGAAGAACCCAUUGAUUCAGAAGCUGAAGAAGAAGAAGUUCAUGCUACCCCCGUUCCCGACACCACCAUUCGCAAGAAGCGACUAGGUAGACCCCCAAAGAUCAAGCCUCCAGGGUGGGAUCUCGAUGAUGGGACUACGUCUGAAGCAGCCACACCUAGUCGAGGGAGAGGUAGAGGAAGGGGUUUCAGAGGUGGUGGACGAUGGGCUAGAAGAGGUGGCCCUAGUCAUAUUACGCAACAACCGGUUGAUAAAGAGGGGAAUAUGAUGGAUGUUGUGAACGAUGAAGUGGAAUUGCCUGAGGAUGCAGAAGGAGAGAAAAAGGUUGAUAAACUCGGUUAUCUACAAGGUAAUCGGGAAUAUCGUUGCAGGACUUUUACGGUUCAAGGUAGAGGAAAGAGACUAUAUAUGUUAUCGACGGAACCGGCACGUUGUGUGGGAUUCAGAGACAGUUAUCUCUUUUUCACGAAACAUAAGAGGUUAUUCAAGAUUAUUAUUGAUGAGGACGAGAAGAGGGAUAUGAUUGAGAGGGAACUUAUUCCACAUUCAUACAAGGGAAGAGCUAUUGGAGUUGUUACUGCGAGAUCAGUUUUUCGCGAAUUCGGCGCUCUGAUUAUUGUCGGGGGCAAAAGAAUUACUGAUGAUUAUGAGGUUGCGAGAACAAGACAAGAAGGAAUCGUGGAAGGUUCUCUGGCUGAUCCAGAUGAUGCAAUCAAGGCUGGUGAAGCUUACAACAAAAAUCAAUAUGUCGCAUGGUUUGGAGCAAGUUCAGUAUAUCAUUCCGGUCAACCCACUGUUCCACAACAAACCGGAAAGAUGGUUGAUGGAAAGAAAAGAAAGAUCAUGGUGAAUGAUGUUAAUUGGAUGUUGGAGCAUGCUAGAGAAGCUAGUCGAUUCAAUUCCGCAAUCGCAGCAGCUCGUCGUCAAAACUUGAACGGUAUCUACGAUCCCCAUACAAAUAUCAUGCAAUACCCACGUACCAUGCAGCCAACCCACGCUCGCUGGGAACAAAUAAACGACAAUGAACCGCAGCCGGAAUCCGCAGACUCAACACUCUUCCCACCCGUUAAACCAUUCUUUUCCCGGAAUCUCUUGAUUGUAGAUACAUAUAUGGAAUCUUCGCCGUCCACACAUUACGGAGUUCCGGGUCCCGAUGGCGCGGGCUGGGAUUUGGGUGCGGGUGGGAAUGGUAAUGGUAUUGGAGAUAAUGACAUGGGUAUGGGUAUGGAUGGUUUAUGUGGGGUAAGUGAAGAUAUACUAGAUGCUCUUCCCGAAGACUGUAGGAAGGCUUUUGAAGAGGCAAGGGAAAGAGAAAGGGAAUGGAAGGGGAGAUGGGGAUCAGAGAGUGUAGAUGGUGGGAGGAGAAGUGUCAAGGUCGAUAAGGGGUUAAUUUUAUAG